AUGCUCAACGUAGCCACCAUCGCCUCCAUGGCCGUCCUCUCGCCUCUCGCCUCGAGCAUGUUCACGCCCGGAAUCGACCAAAUCGCAAAAGGAUUACACACGUCCACCAAUUCCGUCAUAGCCUGCUCGACGGGGUUUGUGGUAAUGUUGGGGAUCGGACCUCUCGUACACGCACCACUCAGCGAGACGGUGGGGAGACGAAGGAUGUAUUUGUCGUGUUUUGGAAUUUUUACCGUGUUGCAAAUUCCGUCGGCGUUGGCGCCGAAUGUGGAGACGUUGAUUGUCAUGAGGACGCUCGCGGGGUUUUUUGGUUCCGUGUCGAUUGCGAAUGGUGGAGGGAGUUUGUCGGAUAUGUUUGAGGCGAAUCAACGGGCGGGGAUUUUUGGUUGGUAUCUUUUGGGUCCUCUGAUGGGUCCUCUGAUGGGUCCGUUGUUUGGAGGAGUGAUUGUGCAAAGGUUGGAUUGGAGAUGGAUUUUUUGGAUUCUCUCCAUCGUGUGCUGUAUGAGCACGGCGAGUGCGUUUUUCUUCUUGCGAGAAACUUAUGCGUCCAUGAUUCUCUCGGCGCGCAAAAGACGGUUGGAAAAAUUGAACUGCACUCCUCACAAAUACCGUUUUGAAGGCGAAGAUUCUCGAUCCCUCUUCCUCAAACUCCGCUCCUCCCUCACGCGACCUCUUCGAAUUCUCAUCCAACCCAUCGUCCUCACCAUGUCCACCUAUCAAGCCAUUCUCUUCGCAACCACCUACUCUCUCUACACCAAUUUCCAACCCAUCUACCAAGGAAUCUACCACUUCAGCACCGAACAAGUCGGUCUCGCCUACCUCGGUCCCGGGCUCGGUUUUCUCUUCUGCGUCUGGUUCAUCGUGCCUCGAAUCGACACCGUCUACAAUGCUCUGACCGCCUCCCGCACCAAAUCCGGCACACACGGCGUGCCCGAAUUUCGUCUCCCGUUGGCAAAUAUCGGAAGUGUAUUCAUUCCGGCUUCGCUCUUCAUGUUCGCGUGGUCGGUCGCUGACCAUCGUCCGUGGAUACUCAGUAUGGUCGCUGCUUUCUUUUACGGAAUCGGUCAAGUCAUCAUUUUGAAUUCCACCACGAAUUACUACAUUGACUGUUUUGAAAAAUACGCGGCGUCGGCGAUUGCUGCGGGAGCGCUGUUUCGGUCCGUCGUGGGGGGGAUUGUGCCCUUGUUUGCGCCUGCGCUGUUUGAGCGGCUGGGGUAUGGAUGGGGGAUUAGUGUGUUUGGAUUUUUGGCAUUGGCGAUUGCGCCGGCUCCGUUGGCCUUUUAUUACUAUGGGGGUCGGGUGAGAGAGAGGUUUCGGAUAGAGCUGUAGGUUGUCUUGUCUUUGUGUUUACGUAUUCUGCAUGGCAUUUUCAGGAGCUACAGUGCUGGCAUACCGGAGUCAUAU
This is a messenger RNA of Sphaerulina musiva SO2202, 1404 nucleotides long. Its product is annotated as MFS general substrate transporter. The record is from RefSeq and is a predicted model, not a curated record. Gene Ontology annotation, molecular function: transmembrane transporter activity. NCBI's taxonomy places the organism in Eukaryota, Fungi, Ascomycota, Dothideomycetes, Mycosphaerellales, Mycosphaerellaceae. Gene Ontology annotation, biological process: transmembrane transport. The transcript has a single exon. The coding region runs from base 1 to 1329 and encodes 442 amino acids.